Molecule: messenger RNA, 449 nt
Organism: Pyricularia grisea
Lineage: Eukaryota; Fungi; Ascomycota; Sordariomycetes; Magnaporthales; Pyriculariaceae
Exons: 2
Source: RefSeq, a predicted model, not a curated record
AGGACGGUUGUUCAUCUCUGUAUUUCUAACGAACUUUUCUUUAAUCCGAAAUAUCGAGACCUGCAUAUCUCAAGCAUCAUUGUGGAUAGUAAAACCCCUAGCUUACCAGCCCAAAGUAGAUACCAGGCAGGAGGCUGGUUGAAUGGUUUGCGGCAAGAUGGCGCCGUGGAUCCAGUGCGGGCCAACUGGAAGAGGGCUGCAUGAACACGGUCAUGCAAAGGUACUUUUUUAGGGCAAGAUAUAAAUUAACAAACUUUAGUGAAGGUGUCACGUAAGAUAAGUUUAUUCGGAUAUUAACAAGAGGGAGAACAAAAGCUCUUUCAUGCUUAUUUGGUGGCAAGGUAACGAGAGACUCGAUGAACCCUGCUCCGUAUUACAUCUAGCUCGCUGGGAAUUCCUAGUCAGUGGCUUUUUAAUCGCUUACUAGAGCAACAAGGCAAAAGGCGUGC